Molecule: messenger RNA, 2285 nt
Organism: Arvicola amphibius (Eurasian water vole)
Lineage: Eukaryota; Metazoa; Chordata; Mammalia; Rodentia; Cricetidae
Gene: Klhl6
Product: kelch like family member 6
Molecular function (GO): protein binding
Source: RefSeq, a predicted model, not a curated record
AUGGCAGGACAAAGAGGCGCCUGCACCAUGAGUGACGACGAAGUGGUAGAGAGGAGCUUGGAAGGCCCCUCAGCACUUACUACGGACAAGUCCUCCCCGAAAAGGGGGGACUUGGUGGAAAUAUUAAAUGGGGAGAAGGUAAAAUUUGAUGACUCGAGACUUUCCUUAAUUCUUCAGAACGGCCUGGAGACCCUCCGAGAAGAAAAUGCUCUGACAGAUGUCAUCUUGUGUGUGGACAUUCAGGAAUUUUCUUGUCAUCGUGUGGUGCUUGCUGCAGCCAGCAACUAUUUCAGGGCUAUGUUCUGCAAUGAAUUAAAGGAGAAGUAUGAGAAGAGGAUCAUUAUUAAAGGGGUGGAUGCGGAGACCAUGCACACUCUCCUGAACUACACAUACACAAGCAAGGCUCUGAUCACCAAGCACAAUGUUCAGCGGGUUCUGGAGGCCGCCAAUCUUUUCCAGUUUCUGCAGCUGGUGGAUGCCUGUGCCAGCUUCCUCACAGAAGCCUUGAACCCAGAAAAUUGUAUCGGAAUACUGAGGCUGGCAGACACACACUCCUUGGAAAGUUUAAAGAUGCAAGUUCAAAGUUACAUCACAAACUUUGUUCAGAUUCUGAACUCUGAGGAGUUCCUUGAACUUCCGGUGGAUACCUUGUAUCACAUCUUGAAGAGUGACGACCUUUGUGUGACGGAGGAGGCUCAGGUGUUUGAGACAGUGAUGAGCUGGGUCCGGCACAAACAAUCAGAACGUCUCUGCCUACUCCCCUGUGUUCUUGAGAAUGUGCGCUUACCACUUCUGGACCCGUGGUACUUCGUGGAGAUGGUUGAAGCAGAUCCUCUCAUAAGACAGUGCCCCGAGGUUUUCCCCCUGCUGCAGGAAGCCAGGAUGUACCACCUUUCCGGCAACGAGAUUAUUUCAGAGCGCACCAAGCCCAGGAUGCAUGAGUUCCAGUCUGAGGUGUUCAUGAUUAUUGGCGGUUGCACAAAAGAUGAACGAUUUGUGGCCGAGGUAACCUGCCUGGACCCCCUGAGGCGCAGUCGCCUGGAGGUGGCCAAGCUCCCGCUGACAGAGCAUGAGCUGGAGAGUGAGAAUAAGAAGUGGGUAGAGUUUGCCUGUGUGACAUUAAAAAAUGAGGUCUACAUCUCAGGUGGCAAAGAAACACAGCAUGAUGUUUGGAAAUAUAAUUCUUCAAUCAACAAAUGGAUUCAGAUUGAAUAUUUAAACAUAGGCCGCUGGAGGCAUAAGAUGGUCGUAUUGGGUGGCAAAGUCUACGUCAUUGGGGGUUUUGACGGCUUACAGAGGAUCAACAAUGUGGAGACUUAUGAUCCCUUCCACAACUGCUGGUCAGAGGCUGCACCCCUCCUUGUUCAUGUCAGUUCCUUUGCCGCUGCUAGCCACAAGAAGAAGCUGUAUGUCAUUGGAGGAGGACCCAAUGGGAAGCUGGCCACAGAUAAGACUCAGUGUUAUGAUCCUUCGACCAAUAAAUGGAUUUUGAAGUCAGCCAUGCCAGUAGAGGCUAAAUGCAUCAAUGCAGUGAGCUUCCAGGAUCACAUUUAUGUUGUCGGUGGUGCCAUGAGAGCGCUCUAUUCCUACAGCCCUCUGGAAGAUAGCUGGUGUCUGGUGACACAGUUCAGUCACGAGCGAGCCAGCUGUGGCAUUGCGCCCUGCAACAACAGGCUGUACAUCACCGGAGGGAGGGAUGAGAAGAAUGAAGUCAUUGCCACUGUGCUCUGCUGGGACCCCGAGGCGCAGAAGCUGACAGAGGAAUGUGUCCUGCCGCGAGGGGCCCACCAUGGCAGUGUCACCAUCAGGAAAUCAUAUACUCACAUCCGGCGGGUUGUGCCUGGAGCAGUAUCUGUGUGACUGUGAAGGGACUCAGGAAGGUGCCCCUGGAGUGUCUGAGCACUGAUUCCGCACCCCAACUUACUCAGGAUCCUUGUGAGCCUUAGGCUUGCCUUGACAUUAAGGCUUAUCAUGGGGCCAGCUUAUGAGACCAGCCGUGAAUGCUUGUGUGACCUACCUCAAGAUGCAGGGUAAUGUUUAACAUUCCAUACAUGCCUACUUACCCUGGCCUGUGCCAGGCACUUAUCCGUGAUCAUUCGCUUAACUUUGGAAUGACCUCCUGCCGGAUAGAUAUUACGCCUGUCUUAGAGGCGAAGAAAAGGCAUUUCAGACAGGCCAACCUUCACCAGGCCACUCAGAGAGCAAGCAGCUAAGCCAGAAUUAACACAGGUCUUCCCACAUUAGUGUCUCUUUCACCACACUUAACUCAGAUAGGAAAAUAGAAA